AUGCAUACCUUCGGCUCCAGCAAAGCCGAUCCAAGCCAAUCGAUGGCGAUGGAGCUGGAGAUCCGCAUGCUGAGCGGGCGCUAUGUGAGACUGUCCGUUUCACCAGCUGCACAAGUCCACGAGCUGACGCAAGCUGCCCAAGAGCAUUUCCGAGUGGGCUUUCUGAGCUUGACCUCCUCGGAGGGGCUGCUGCUGAACCCCUGCAGCGCCAUCCACGAGGUCGUGCAGCCAGGGGACAUCUUGUGCGCCACAGCCAGGCCCUACGAGGUGGUCUCGAGCCGAUGGAUGGGCAAGGCCUUUGCGGUGUUUCUGCUGAACGGUCCGGCGGUGACCUGGGGAGAUCCCCGGUUCGGCGGGGACUGCCGACGGGUCAAGGACCGGCUGAGGCAGGUCCAACAAAUCGAGGCCUCCUAUGGCGCCUUCGCCGCCAUCGGCGCGGAUGGCUCGGCGUUGACCUGGGGGGACACGCGCUUUGGUGGGGACAGCUCCCAGGUCCAAGACCAGCUGACGCAAGUCAAGCAGAUCCGUGCCUCGUACGGGGCCUUUGCAGCUCUGCUGGCCGAUGGCUCUGUAGUCACUUGGGGCAAUCCGCGCACUGGCGGAGAUAGCAGCAGCGUACAACACUUGCUACGAGGCGUACAACGAAUUGAGGCCUCGGGCUCCGCCUUCGCGGGGAUCUUGUGGGACGGCUCCGUGGUGACCUGGGGCGACCAGCGGGGCGGCGGCAACUCCUCCGCCGUGGCCAGCGAGCUGCGCCAGGUGUGUGGGAUCCAGGCCUCCUACGGGGCCUUCGCCGCCCUCUUCUCGGAUGGGCGGGUGGUGACCUGGGGCGGCGCUGAUUUUGGGGGCCAGAGCGGCCAUGUGCAACAUCAGCUCAGAGACGUCUACGCGGUCGAGGCCUCGGAAAGCGCCUUCGCAGCGCUAAAACGCGACGGCUCAGUGGUCACUUGGGGCGCCCCGGAGCACGGCGGCGAUAGCCAAGGUGUCCAAGGCGAGCUGCGGGGCAUCGCGAAGAUCGCGGGCUCCGGGGCCGCGUUCUGCGCCGUGAGGGCGGAUGGCUCCGUGGUGACCUGGGGGGACCCCCGCUUCGGCGGGGAGGUGCCGCCCGAGGUGCAGCAUCGCCUGCAGAACGUGCAGCAGGUGCGAGGCUCCUUCGGCCAUUUUGCUGCACUUCUGGCAGAUGGAUCGGUGGUGACUUGGGGCGACCCAGACUUCGGAGACGCCCAGCACGUCCAGCCGCUGCAGGACGUGCGGCACCUGCACGCCUCCUCCGCGGCCUUCGUGGCGGUGAAGGGCGACGGCCAGGUGGUCGCCUGGGGCCAUCCGCAGAAGGGCGGCACCAUCAGUGCGGCCGUGCAGGCGCAGCUGAGGCAGCUCUGAGUCAGGGCGUCGGGUAGGCUUGGCCCAGACGCAUACGCCAAGGCACCGCCAUGAGAUUUUUGGGAUUACUU
Effrenium voratum is the source of this 1451-nucleotide messenger RNA. The record is from the annotation of a GenBank genome assembly. Lineage: Eukaryota; Dinophyceae; Suessiales; Symbiodiniaceae.